AUGUUCAUUGCUAUGGAGUAUUUUCCCCCAAAUCCGUUGAAAUACUUAGACCCCAAAAUAAUAAUAGUGUGUGAUGUUGAUUUUGGAGGAUUUACAUAUAAAGAGUUUCUUUUGUGGCUUAGGAAUUUAACCAAAGGAAGUUGUAAUGUUGUGUAUUACUACAGUAGAAAGGAAACCUUGGCUAAGGGUAUUAUACGAAUCAACAGUGAUGCUGAUUAUUGGGAGUUUGUUGAAGCUACUUAUACUCCUGAAGCUGAGUUGGAUGUCCACAUCGACCACCAAAAAGAACCAAUCCUUUAUUGGGCUGACAAUGAGGUGUUAUCAGAUGGUAUUGGUAACCUCAAUGAUGAUGAUGAACCUAAUGAUGGGGAAGAUGAUAAGGAUGUAUUCCCUGUCCAUGAUGAGAAACAAGAAUGGGAUAAGAUGGUGCCAAUUAUAGGUAGGGAUGUAAACAACCGUAUAUACCCUCUUGCUUGGGCUGUGGUUGCAGUGGAGAGUAUAGAAACAUGGAAGUGGUUUGUUGACCUUCUCCUUGAUGACAUUGAAAUCCGAAAUGGGCAUGGAUUGAAAUCAAGAAGCUAG
Messenger RNA from Lactuca saligna, 582 nucleotides. Lineage: Eukaryota; Viridiplantae; Streptophyta; Magnoliopsida; Asterales; Asteraceae. The record is from the annotation of a GenBank genome assembly.